Trachemys scripta elegans is the source of this 1203-nucleotide messenger RNA. RefSeq names its product mas-related G-protein coupled receptor member H-like. Gene Ontology annotation, biological process: G protein-coupled receptor signaling pathway. Gene Ontology annotation, molecular function: G protein-coupled receptor activity. The record is from RefSeq and is a predicted model, not a curated record. Bases 60 to 1040 code for a protein of 326 amino acids. Gene Ontology annotation, cellular component: membrane. The transcript has a single exon. NCBI's taxonomy places the organism in Eukaryota, Metazoa, Chordata, Testudines, Emydidae.
UUACGAGAGAGAGAUAAAGAGGGAGCUGGAGAUUGUCAUUCUGCAGCAGAGGUUUCAAUAUGACUGAGCUUAUCACGACAUCCCCGCUUCCUGGAAAGAUAAGCCUGCAUUAUUGCGUAUUAUUUAAUGAUUCCAGUAGCUUUAAUGACACAGACCUAGAUGCAGAUCAGGAUCAAUGUUUCAUUCCGAUAGUUGUGAUCAGCUCUAUUUCUCUGUUCAUUUGCCUGGUCGGGCUGGUGGGGAACGGGAUGGUUCUUUGGUUCCUCGGCUUCCGCAUUAAGAAGGACCCCUUCACCAUCUACAUCCUCAACUUGGCCAUUGCUGACUUUGGUUUCCUCCUGUGCAUGGUUGCCUUCUUGAUUAUUAUCAUCUUAUAUUUACAUAUGGACUUUCUUGGAGGGUUUGUCAUCAUAAAGGCAAUCCAAUGGGUGGCGCUGUUUAUAUACAACACUGGCCUGUAUCUCCUGACAGCCAUCAGCGUUCAGAGAUGUCUGUCCGUCCUUUACCCCAUCUGGUACCGAUGUCACCGUCCAAAAAACCUGUCUUCCAUUGUGUGUGCUCUGCUCUGGGCUCUCUCCAUCCUGGUGACUGGACUGGAGUGCUAUUUCUGCAUCAAUGACUAUGACUGUUCCAAAAUGACCAUAUUCAGCUGUGUCUUGAGUUUCCUGAUUUUCACUCCACUCAUGGUUCUGUCCAGCCUGACCCUGUUCAUCAAGGUCCGGUGUAGCUCACAGCGACACCAAUCAACAAAGCUCUAUAUUGUCAUUAUGGUCACCAUCCUUUUCUUCCUCAUGUUCGCCCUUCCACUGAGGGUCAUAGUGCUGAUGGCCUUCCUUAGUCACACCAUGAUACACCUCUUUGUUAUGUCUUUAGUUAUCCUGCUGCCCUGCAUGAACAGCAGCAUCAACCCCUUCAUCUACUUCUUAGUUGGGAGACACGGGAAACGGCAAUUGAGAGAGCCCCUCAAGGAGGUUUUCCAGAGAAUCUUCAAUGGGGAGGCUGGUCCACAAGAGAAAAGGCCCACCAAACAAGUAAAAUAGCCAGCCACUCAGAAUCUUACAGAGCAUGUGCAAGGCAUGGUAGAUCUUCAAAGUUAAUGAUGCUACCCUUGCAAGGACAUUUCCGUUUAACGCUACAGCACUUUAAUAAAUGAGAAAUAGAGCGAGUCAAAAAAAUUUCCAGCAAAAUAUUUUUUCAUUGGAA